Messenger RNA from Ictalurus furcatus (blue catfish), 1899 nucleotides. Its product is annotated as carbohydrate sulfotransferase 8-like. The transcript is spliced from 3 exons. Gene Ontology annotation, biological process: proteoglycan biosynthetic process; carbohydrate biosynthetic process. The coding region runs from base 580 to 1899 and encodes 439 amino acids. Gene Ontology annotation, cellular component: membrane. Gene Ontology annotation, molecular function: sulfotransferase activity. The record is from RefSeq and is a predicted model, not a curated record. Lineage: Eukaryota; Metazoa; Chordata; Actinopteri; Siluriformes; Ictaluridae.
GUGUGUGUGAGUGCACUCAGUAUGAUUAAAGUCUCUAAUCUCUAAUCUAUAAUCUCUAGUCACAGUAAAUGUGGUCAUAUUCAGCUGGUCUCAGGUCAGGAGCAACAGCAAAGUAGAGAUAAUUGUUAUUAAAAAAAAAUAGCUGUUGUGAUUAACAAGCCGCUUGACCGUUAAACUCCCUGCAGGCCAUUAGCUGAUUGACUGGCCGCUCUAUAACGUCUACAUCACACGCAACAUCACCAAUAUUCACUCCACACAAGCAUGAGGCAGAUUAGCAAACCCACAGUGUAGCAGGAAGCAAUGGAACAUUUUCUUUUUACUUUUUUUUUUUUUUUCCCACAGAUGGUGGAAUGAUUUCUGUUUGUUACCCGUGAAGUCAAAAUUGUUGGGAAAUUGUACAAAGCAAUUCUGAUGAUGCUCACAUUCUCCAUAGAGCACUGGCUGGCAUGUUAAACAUUUCUCUUUAAGAAAUAAUAGAGAUCAGUGAAGCUCCCCUCUACUUCUCCACCCUCUCUCUUUCUCUCUCUCUCUCUCUCUCUCUCUCUCUCUCUCUCUCUCUCUCUCCUAGUGUGUAGUGAGAUGCUGUGGCCCUAUUGUAAAGUGCUGGAGGCUGUAAAAGGAGGGCGAAGGUCAAGGCGGAGGUCCAUGCGGGGGUCACGGCUGAAGCUCUCUUGCUCCUUCUGGUUUGUGCUGUUGUUCGGGGCUGGAGGUUUGAUACUCUUCAUCCACCUACAGGACCUGUCAGACAUGGUGCAGCAGCAGGGACCAGGGGUCAAUUUCAAUGGCUUGACAUGGCAGAUGAGAGAGGAGCUGUGUGCCCAGCAGGACAGCAACCUUACAGGCGGCCUCUCUGCAGUUCCCUUGGGAAGACAACACAGACCUAACGAACCAAGUGCUGAUAACUAUAUCUCACCGAUGCAGUUUCCGGCUAUGAAAUGGAACAAACCAAAUCAAGCUUCUCAUCGUGUUACAAAACGGCACCGGAAACUUCUCAAGACCAGCGCGGCAAUCCGGUCACUCCACGUCAACUCCACGUCAUCAUCAGAGCCUACACCCAGGAGCUGGCAGCACUUCUACCAUACGCAGAAAACUCGUCAUCGCCUGAUUAAAGAGGUCUGUGCGAAAUACCGGAGCAACAUCUCGCGAACAAUAACACCACAUCAUGUGUCUCGCAUCUAUGUAGAGGACAGGCACAAGUUACUUUACUGCGAAGUGCCCAAAGCAGGCUGCUCCAAUUGGAAGCGAGUGCUGAUGGUGCUUGCUGGUGUUGCAUCCUCCACAGACAAGAUAAACCACGACACUGUCCACUACGGCAACCACCUACCACGACUAGACAGCUUUGACCAGCAUGCAGUUUCUGAGCGCCUCCGUUCCUACACCAAGGUGCUGUUCAUUCGAGAGCCAAUGGAGCGUCUGGUCUCAGCAUUCAGGGACAAAUUUGAGAGCCCAAACUCCUACUACCACCCUGUGUUUGGCAAGCCAAUAAUCUCUAAGUACAGGGUGAAUGCAUCCAAAUCAGCACUCAGGACAGGCAGCGGUGUCACUUUUCAGGAGUUUAUCCGCUACCUGCUGGAUGUACACCGUCCUAUCGGCAUGGACAUCCACUGGGAGCCAGUAAGUCAGCUCUGCAGUCCAUGCCUGCUCGAUUAUGACUUCGUCGGCAAAUUUGAGACUAUUGAGGAGGAAGCUAACUUCCUCUUGGAUAGAGUGGGUGCUCCAAAAAACCUCACAUUCCCCACCUUCAAGGACAGAAACCCAGAAGCUGCGAGGACUUCCACACACAUCACGCAGCGUUACUUCACACAGCUCAGUGCCUCAGACAGGCAGAGGGUAUAUGACUUCUACUAUAUGGACUAUCUAAUGUUCAACUAUUCCAAACCUUUUCAAGAUGUGUACUGA